This is a messenger RNA of Striga hermonthica, 2124 nucleotides long. The record is from the annotation of a GenBank genome assembly. Lineage: Eukaryota; Viridiplantae; Streptophyta; Magnoliopsida; Lamiales; Orobanchaceae.
AUGUUUGUUCUUUUGGAGGCUGAUUCGUAUGAGAAUGGUAGAAAAAUGGCAAAUAUUUCUGAAGGAAGAAAGAAAUUAGCUCAAACCUGUGUUGAAGACGGGACUUCUUUGGAUGUCGAAGAAGAUAACGAAUACAUGGCUAAACAAGAAUGUGAUCACUACAUAAAAGAGUUGCAAGACAACUCGGUAGCCCCCAAAGACAAAUAUUCGAUAUUACAUGAAACAAAAACUGUCGUGAGUAAAGAACCUAUCUUCAACUUCCACAGCGAAAAAGAACACAUCCCACGAAAAUACCUAAGGCACAUGAACAGAAAGCACCAUCGAGUUCUGACAGUAGCUUUGACACCUGGCCCGGUUCCAGGGCCCACAAUUCCCCCCAUGGAUGAUGAACCUCCAACUUUGCCGAAGAGCAUCUUGCCACAUGUCGAAGAUAGUGAUAACAUUAAUAAUAAUAAUCAGAAGUAUAUGCUAGUUGGUAUAGUGACGAUUUCCGUUGUGGGACUUGUGAUUGUGGCUCUAUUGUUGUUCGUCUGUCUGAAAAGGAAGAGGCGAGUCGAGCCGAAGGAGGAGGGACAGAGGGAUGAGAAGCCUCUCCUCAACUUCACCAUCAGUGACAUUUCGUCAGGUUCUUCAGGCCACACGUUGAGUAACCCGAGUGGCAAAGACUUUGCAAAGAACCCUUCAGCCGCCGGUUUAUCACAUGCCACUAAUCACGACCCGUCACAAGCUGAUUCUGCAGCCAAUGGAGCCCAAACAGAGGGUAAAACCGUAAAUGCGCUACCACUUCCGCCAGGAAGAAAACCGCCGCCAGCUGCACCGCCAGAGCCACCGCCCCCACCGCCUCCCAAACCACCAGCUCCGGCGGCCCCUCCGCCGCCUCCCAAGAUCGUCCGCCGCCCCCCGCCCCCAAACCCACCGGUUCCGGUGAAGCCUUCCCCUCUCGGGCCCCACCACCAGCGAUCUUCCAUCGGGGAGAAAAGCAAUGCCUCAGAUGAAUCUGAAUCUGAAGCUCCAAAAACUAAGCUGAAGCCAUUUUUUUGGGAUAAGGUUCUCGCGAGCCCGAAUCAUUCAAUGGUGUGGCACGAGAUUAAAGCUGGGUCAUUUCAGUUCAAUGAGGAGAUGAUGGAAACUCUCUUUGGAUAUACGCAAGCGGACAAGAACAAAAACGAUCGCAAGAAAGACUUGUCCUCUCUUGAUUCUCCUCAGUAUAUUCAGAUUAUUGACCCGAAAAAAUCGCAAAACUUGGCGAUCCUUCUAAAAGCAUUGAACGUGACAACAGAAGAAGUCUGUGAUGCUCUUCAAGAAGGCAAUGAGCUCCCAUCAGAACUCAUCCAGACUCUGUUAAGAAUGGCACCCACAGCAGAUGAAGAAUUGAAACUCAGAUUAUAUGGUGAAGAUAUUGCUCGUCUGGGCCCGUCCGAGAGGUUCCUCAAGGCUAUGCUCGACAUUCCAUUCGCCUUCAAACGUCUCGAAGCAUUGUUGUUCGUUAGCACUUUUCACGAGGACUUUUCUUCAACAAAGGAGUCCUUAGCAACUUUGGAGGUCGCAUGCGAAGAACUCAGGAGCAGCCGGCUCUUCCUAAAGCUUCUAGAAGCUGUCCUCAAAACGGGCAAUCGCAUGAACGACGGCACGUAUCGUGGUGGGGCCCAGGCCUUCAAGCUCGACACGCUCCUCAAGCUCUCGGACGUGAAGGGCACUGACGUUGUGAAGGCGGAGCCGAAGGUCGAACCCGACGUGAAGAAGAUUGUGAUUAAAAAGGAGGCCGUGAAAAAAGAAACUAAAGAAGAAAUCAAAGAAGAAGAAGUUGAUUUGGAGUACAAGUAUCCGUUUUUGAAAAGGUCGUUUGAUCUUCCAGAGAUGGCCGACUCCUCGUGGAUUAUAUCUGAACCUGGGAAGAAGCUAUGGAUGAAGUGUUUGGGUUCGCUCGGCAAUGGCAAGCCGGAGGAGCUGAACCAGAAGUGGAAGAAGUUGGCUAUGGAGGAGACUGAGCUGAAGAGGAAGUUUAAUAAGCAGGUGACUGUGGGGCAUUUUGAGCUGUACUGCAAGCAGAUGGAGCUGAUGGCAGAACAAAUGAAGUUGGUUUUGAGCAGUGAAUGUUUACAAAAAUGGCAAGGGUGGUGGUGA